UCGCAGAGCAACACAACAACAUCGCACACCGCCGCACGGCAAUGGCUGACACACCCAAACCUGCCACCACCACCACGACACCUGUCACCGACAGCGCUGCAGCGCCAGCGCCAGUUCGGUACAACUACUACCAGUCAAACACGGAGGUGGUGGUCUCCUUUGUGCUGAAGAAGCUGAAGCCAGAGGAUGUGCAGGUGACACUGACGUCGACACACCUCACGCUCCGUGCCAAGCUGCCGGACGGCACAGAGGCCCUCUUUGAUGAAGACCUCUUCUCAGACGUGGAACCCGACUCGUACACCUUGCGCGUUGUGCCAGUCAAGGUGGAGAUGAAGCUGAAGAAGAAGACACGCAUGCACUGGUCCGACUUUGUCAAGCCAAAGAGCGUAGAGCAGGCCCCAAAGCCCGCUCGAAAGCCGCGCACAACCGCAGACUGGGACCGCCUCGGGCGGGAAGUUGAGGAGGAGGAGAAGACCGAGAAGCCGGAGGGCGAGGCCGCAAUGCAGAAGCUCUUCCAGCAAAUCUACGGCGACGGAAGCGAUGAGGUGAAGCGGGCGAUGAUGAAAUCGUUUGUGGAGAGCAACGGCACCGUCCUCAGCACAAACUGGGACGAGGUCAAACAGUCAAAGGUGGAGGUGAAGCCCCCGGAUGGGGUGGAGUUCAAGCCGUUCAAGUGAACGACAGCAGCAAACCAAACCAACAGCUCUACAUUCCAUCUUGAUCCCCCUCCCACACACACACACACACACACACACACACACACACACACAGCCACGCGGAUCAGGCACAAACUACAUACCAGCUUUUGUGCCCUUUCCAGCGUUCACUGUUUGCUUAUUUUUGCACUCUUUCAUCUUCCACAACACAUAGCAGACUCAUACGCACCCACAUGCACAUAACACUCAUAUGCACAUGCACACACAACUGCAUAUGCAUACACACCCUCUCCAUUUCCCCCCUCUGUGUUGUCGUUCCAUGUUACAUUACACCCGCUGAUUCGCGCAAUUGUGAACGUAUAAAACCGCGCAAUCCCGCGCAUCCCUCGUG
Messenger RNA from Salpingoeca rosetta, 1047 nucleotides. RefSeq lists its product as uncharacterized. Lineage: Eukaryota; Choanoflagellata; Craspedida; Salpingoecidae. The record is from RefSeq and is a predicted model, not a curated record. The coding region runs from base 42 to 677 and encodes 211 amino acids. The transcript has 7 exons. Gene Ontology annotation, biological process: protein stabilization. Gene Ontology annotation, molecular function: protein-folding chaperone binding.